AUGAGAAUAGUUGGUUAUUUAAUUGCUUUAUUGUUGGUUGCAACAACUACAAUUGCAACUAUUAAUGCACAACAAGGUGUUUACCCAAGUGCUGGUGUAUACCUUACUUUUAGUACUUAUUAUACCUCUACAUUGGCUAAUACUAUGACAGAGACGAUUGUAAAUAAUUUAAAUGCACAAUCUGUACCAUCAUUUAAAGUAGAUGACGGUCAUAUCACUGUUGAUAUUUCAAACAUUCAACAAUCAGUUGGUAUGAAUACACCAUUCUACUUGCAAACAGGUGCCGGUAGUUAUCAAGCUGGUUGGAAACAAGUUGAUUUUACCAUUCAUAUGGAUUAUGAAGCUUGUUAUAAAUGGCAUAUGGCAGAUGAUGUUAAUAUUUGUGAACAUGGUAAAAUUGAAAUUGUUACAACAAAUAGUCCAAAUGUUACAUUGACAACUGCAUUUAAUUUAAUGUUUGAUUCUACGUCACCAUCAUUUAGUGACGUAUCGACUGUAGUUGGUGCACCUGGUAAUGCAAUUGAAUAUAGUGCAUCUUGUGAAAGCAAGGUUUGUGACAAGACAUCAGAGAUUCGUGAUGCUGUGGCCGACCAAUUCAUCCCAUCCAUCCAAACAACUAUAACCGAACAACUCAAUGCCAAGGCAUCAACCAUUGCCGCUCUAUUCCCUCCACUUAGACCAUUACCCAAUUUCUCGUACAAAGGUAGUAGUUUCAGUGUAGUUAGUAUGGGUGAGAUUGUUGAAGGUUCGGCUGGUGAUGAUCUACCACCCGUUACAUUUGCCGUCAACGGUGGUAUUGCUGUUAGUGCCGCCGGCGGUGGAGCCAACCCAGUCUAUCCAUCACAAGCACCUACUUUUACUCCACCAGCUUCUGCCAUUGAAGAUUUCCAUACGACUGAAUGGCAAGUAUUGCUCACCCCAUUCUUUUUCGAGUCUAUGAUUGAUGCAGCCCUAGAAACCUCUCUUCCAGGUCUAAUUGUACCAUCGAUGGUACCUGCAGACUCUCCAGUCACCCUAAACACCUCUGAUCCAUUCUUUUCAGAGACAGCUCCUGGUAUGACCCAAUCCUACCCAAAUCUUGCCAUCUCUAUCGAUAUUACUACCCCGGGAUCUGAACAAUCGACCUUUUCAUGCAGUGUCAAUGGUAGUGGUAUAGUAGUAUCUCAACUCGAGCUCUUGGCCACUUUUGUAGUUGCACCAUCCACACCAGCCUUUACCGUAUUGAUUGCAGUCGAUGCCACACUCGAUGUCCAACCAACCCUACUCUCCAACGGUAGUGUAUCAGUCGCCACCACAAUGACUGGGUUCAACCCAUCGGUCUCUGUUGCUUCGACCAAUGUAGGUGAGAUCGAUACCGAUGGUAUCCUCCAAAUGUUACAAUUAAUCGGUUCAAUGGCCGCAUUCCCAAACAUGGUCAUAAACAAUCCAUCAACUCAAUAUCAAUUCACUCAACUUGAAGCUGCCUACAAUAAUGAAAAAACGAUGAUAGUAGAAUAUCAUUGUGAAAGGUUAAAACACCGAGUUUUAGGAACCGAUAAUAAUAGUAGUAGUAGUAGUAGUACAUCAAUUGAUAAUAAUCAUGACAACAAUAAACAACAUACUAGUGGUGUUUUAAGUUAUAAUAACUUGGUACCUGUAAUUCCAAAGGCCUAUUACUUUUUAUUAUUUUUUUGCUUUGGAACCUAUCGACCAUUCAUUCCCAUUGCAUUGGCACACAUUAAAUUUACACCUAGUUUAAUAGGGCUUACUUUGGCCUUUCCCCCAUUCAUUUCGUUUGUAUCUUCACCAAUGUGGUCAGCAUUCUGCGAUAAAUAUAAAUGUCAUCGACAGGCAGUCGUCAUAUCGGCGAUCAUGUCAUCGUUGCUCAUAUUCUUACUCUACUUUGUCGAAAACCAUGCAAUUGUAUUUUGUAUAGUCCUCUUUAAUGCCGUAUUUUGGUCACCACUCAUUCCAAUCCUAGAUUCUACAACUCUAAAGAUUCUAGGUCCCUCAAGAGAUUUAUAUGGUAAACAAAGAAUGUAUGGUAGUGUUGGAUUUGCAGUAAGUGCAACUAGUAUUGGUAUAUUGGCACAACAUUUGGAUAAUUUUAAGAUUUAUUGGAUAAACUAUCCAGUUGCAAUGAUGAUCUAUAUGGUAUUGAUUUUGGUGUUUUACUAUGAUACUCCUGUCCCAUUUAAUAUAUUGGAGUUAAGAGAUAGAUAUUCUUGGACUGAUUUUAGAAAACAACCAUCAUAUAAACAACAACAUAUAGCAAUACCAACAUCAUCGUCAUCGUCAUCAUCAUCAUCACAGGUAUUUUCAGAUUUGGAUGGAGAUGAAGAUGAUAAUGAAGAUUUGGAAUUAGAAGUAUUAUCAAAUAAUGAUGAUUAUGAAGAAGUUGACGCAAAUAAUAAUAAUAAUAAUAAUAAUUCUCAAAAAGAAAAAGAUAAUAUGAAAAUUAAUUUAAUCAAUGACAAGAAAUCAAAAUCAUCAACGCCAACUACCCCUCCAACGCCAUCAACCCUAUCAAAUUCAACUCAACAAUUAACAUUUUUCCAAUCACUUAAAAUAUUAUUAUCAAAUUUUAAAUUAUUAAUGUUUUUGGUGAAUGCGCUGAUUGUGUCUUUGGGCAUGUCAAUGAACAACAAUUUCCUUGGAUUGGUUAUAGUCAAUGAUUUUAAAGGUCCGUCGUCGUUGAUUGGUAUCGCAUCGAUUAUGAAUGUCACUUUUGAACUGGUGUUCUUUUUCUUUGGCAAACAGUUGUUGGAGAAAUGGGGUACCAAGCGCCUCAUCAUCUUGUCGCACGUCUGUCUCAUUAUCAGAGUCGUAGGAUACAUCUUUUUACUAUCGGUCAAGGCGAGUGCCUGGGCCAUCCUUCCAGUCGAGUUACUUCACGGUAUCAUCUUUGCGUCGAUCUGGUCAGCUGGCAACAAGAUCUGUUCAGACCUUGCUCCCAAGGGUCUCGAGACAACCAGCCAAAGUCUAAUGUUUGCAGUCUACCUUGGACUGGGUAUGGGACUAGGUGCCCUUCUCGGUGGUUCAAUCUACCAAGCUUUCGGUCCAAUUGUCAUGUACACCAUCAUUCUCAUCGUCACUGUAUUCGGUCUCAUCCUUUUCCUAAUCUUUCAAAAAAUUCAAUCAUCCUCUUCGUCCAUGUCAAUGUCUGCAGUACCAACAACCGACAAGUCCGACUUUGAACCAUUACGUAAUAGUAGUAGUGACCAAGUCAAUGACACUAAAUCACUCAAUAAUAAUAUCGACCAAAAUAGUGACGACAGUGAUCAAUAUGACGGUGCCAACACUAUUGACACUUCCAACAACAUCAAUACUAGUGGCAAUAAUAAUAAUAUUAUGGUUGUCGACAAUGCCAUUCUUUCUAAUCUUAGAUUUAGUCAAGAUAUUAUAAGAGUAUCAUUAUUAUUAAAAGACAUGUCGACCAUAGUUGCCACACCAGCUGCCACUUCAACCACUUCAACUACUUCACCAUCAGUUGAAAAGAAGGAAAGAAAGCCACAAAACAACAACAACAAGAGAGAUAACAACAACAACAACAAGUCAGGUGAUGACAAGAAGAAGAGUUUCAACAACAAUAACAACAACAAGAAUGUUGGUGGAGAAAAUGGAGAUAAACCAAAAAAGACAUUUGCCAAUGACAAGGUAGGAGAAGGUAUCAACUUGUCGAUUGAAAAGGCUAUUGAAGAGCAAAAGGCAUUGAGAGCCAAGAGACAAGAAUGUUUGAACAAGAUGGCAUCCAACAAGGAGAGAAAUACAACCAUCAAGAAGGAGAUUGAUCCAGCACGUCAAGAGUUUGACAAGGCCGUCGCCGAAAGAAAGGCCAUGAAGAGCACCCUCCUAGUCGAAGACGAACAUUUAAAGAGAUUGAUCGAGGAACAAAAGGAGCGUCGUGAAUCCCUCAACAACAUCGCCAAGGACCUCCCCAUCAAGCUCAAGAAGGACAACCCCACCUUUGACCCCUUUGUGCAAAUCGAACGCAACAUUGCAGAGAUUGAAAAGCGCAUCGAAAAUGAAAAGAGCAUUCAAGCCCAACGUGUCCUCUUGAACGAAAUCUCAGAGUUGCAACAAUCCAAGCGUCGUAUUCAACACCACACCGAACAACAAAAACAACUUGGCACACAUGACGAACAAAUCACUGCCCAAAAGAGCAAGGUUCACGCGAUGCGUAGCGAAUUCCAAAAAUUGCAAAAGGUUGCUGAAACCAAAAAGCAAGCUGAAGAUCCACUCUACGACGAACAAAAGAAGAUCAUUAACGAAAACAACAGCAUCUUUGCCCAAAUCAAAGAAUUGGCCAACCAAAUCGCAGAAAAGAGCAAAUUCAUCGACGCUGAAAAGGCCCGUUUCAAGGUGCACAUUGAAGAGAGACGUGUCAAGGAGCAAGAGGAGCGCAAGAAGCGUCUCGAAGAAAAGGCCGCUUACAUCAAGGCCCAAGAAGAAAAGGCCCGUCAAAGAGAGUUGGCCAAGAUCCCAUACGAAGAGGAAUUGUACAUUUGCGACGGUCUCGUUGCCUACCUCAACACCAUCAAGCCAAAGCCUGUCGCUGCUGCCACCGAAGAAAAGCCAGUUGCCGCCGCCACCGAAGUCGAAGAAGGUUUCCAAGCUUUGCAACCUAAGCAAGCCAAGAAGGACAACAAGCGUAGUGGAGGUAGAAGUGCUUCUGUCGCCGCUCCAAAGAAGGAUUCCAAGCCUGCCGCCCCAGUCUCUGACACUAUCCGUCAUCCAAUGAACAUUUUCAUCAGCUUUGACAAGCUCUCUUUGACUCCACCAGAAAAGUACACUCAAGUCGAUGAUUUGAUUGCUCAAGUCGUCAUCAAAAAGGAUCACUUCUCUGCUCUCUCCAAACAAAAGUUGGAAGAACGUAGAAAAGAAUUGGAUGCUGAAAAGGAAAAGAAGGAAGCUGAAGAAGCCUCUGCUACUACCUCAACCUCGACCACUACUACUGCCGCCGCCACCCCACAAGAAGAAAAUGAUGUCAAGCCAGUCGUUGAAAAUGCAGAUACCAAAAAUUAA
This is a messenger RNA of Cavenderia fasciculata, 5004 nucleotides long. RefSeq lists its product as uncharacterized. Gene Ontology annotation, molecular function: lipid binding. The record is from RefSeq and is a predicted model, not a curated record. Gene Ontology annotation, cellular component: membrane. The transcript is spliced from 8 exons. NCBI's taxonomy places the organism in Eukaryota, Evosea, Eumycetozoa, Acytosteliales, Cavenderiaceae. The coding region runs from base 1 to 5004 and encodes 1667 amino acids.